Messenger RNA from Colletotrichum scovillei, 3219 nucleotides. RefSeq lists its product as uncharacterized. The record is from RefSeq and is a predicted model, not a curated record. Bases 1 to 3219 code for a protein of 1072 amino acids. The transcript has a single exon. Lineage: Eukaryota; Fungi; Ascomycota; Sordariomycetes; Glomerellales; Glomerellaceae.
AUGAGAUUUGAGACUUCGAGGCAAUUCCAAAAGCCUGUCAACCUGAAGACUUGGUCGGAGAAUCCCUCAAGUCGGCUUCCAGACGAAUCGGAUCGGCUCAGCUCCAAUACCGGGGGUCUACGCCGACAGCAGAGUAUCCGAUUUGUGAAGCAAGGGGCUCGAACCAAGCGACAGCAAAGUCAAAUCAACGAUGGCUCCUCUGAUGUAGAGACUGUUUGUCACCGGAGCGUCCUCAAAGAUGUUGUCAAUCAGCCCGCUAGCCAAACUUGUCGUAUUGCCGAGCGUCCAUUUGUGAGCACUUAUACGACCAACUACAUCAAUUCUUUACCUCCGAGCGAAUCAUUCGGGUCUCCAGACGAUUGUGCACCUGCUCCAGCAUCUUAUCGAAGACUGCGCAAGUCACGCUCAAUGUUUGCCCCCUUGAAUCCGACCGGUCUGCGCCGACCAAGCAAGACAUACUUCGGCGAGUCUCCGGAGCAGGAGAAUGUACAGCCUGCCUUGCGACAGUCUAUGCAAGACAUGAAGGAGAACAAGCCCUCACCGAAGAAGAUUCUUGGUCUGAGGAACCCAAAGUCAAUGAGCUUCCUCAAAAUUCGGGGCGUUUUGGAUUCUGACAGACUUGGAAGCCGACAGCAGAUCGAUUUGGCAGUCCAAGAAGCCGAGGACAGUUUUCGCAAAGACGUCGAGGAACAACGACAAUUAAAACCGCGACCAUCGACGAUAUUCUCGAAAGCAAAGAAGGGUCAGGCGUCUCUGAGUUUACGCCGAUCCAUGAGAGACUUUAGCGCUGAUGGUCAAUCCCUUGGCCCGGAACAUGGUUUGGUAAUCAAUAAAGACGCUUCUCUACGAAAGAAAGCCCGGAAAGUCUCAAGCAGUCUCAAAAGCAAAUUGAAAGAUAUGUUCCGCCGGAGCAAGAAGGAUGAUUUGGUUGUGGAAGCUAGCGAGCCUCCUUCAAAGGUUUCGGACGUAGUCCAAGAUCUCGUUGGCGUUGACAACGAACAGGACGAUGCAUACAUGGACAUUGCGGAUCCUGUGUUGCUGGACGAGUGUUCGAUCUCCCAAGUACCCUCGCGAGUCCCGUCUCUUCACGAUGCUUCCCCAACCCAGAAGCUCCAUUCGCGAAAAGGAAGCAUAGAGAGCAUUGGAGGUGAAAGAAAGGCAUCGGAUGAGAAAUCUCGCGUCACCAGUUGGACGAGCUCGGGCACUCAUACUCUUAACAGUCAAAGUACUUGGGGCGGGGAGCGGGAGCGCCAGCGGCUGUCCGUCAUCAAAGAGAUUGGACCACAUAAGUCCUCUUCUUCUUUCCAGCGACCAAGCCUGGCUGACCGCAAUCCAUUCGAGUCCGAACUACCAUCUCCGCAACAGGAUGGACUUGUCCGCCUCGGCCCAUCAGUCGAUAGCGCCAGAGUCUACUCCGCCCUCAUGAAGCGAUUGAACGAAUGCAAGCAAAAGGGUCAACGAGAAGAGCAGCUACGGCAUGGUAGUGAUGGGAGUACCGGUCUCAAUUGGAAUGGCAAAGUUGAUUCGUCGACAUCCCUCGGCGGCCAGGAACUUGACGAAGCUACGAAUCAAGACCUACCAACCAUAAGAUGUAUUUUGCAAGAGGACGACGUCUUCCAUGACAGUCCUUGGGAGCAAAGAUUGCAAACAGUGGUUGAGACCGAGGCCCCUCAGUCGGGUCACGAUGAAGCGGUGUCUCCAUCCGAUAGCACAAUGCAUCAUCGCCAGCGUUCGGCUUCUGAGACUACCAUUGGGUCUUACAAGCCUUGCUCAAGACCCGUGGCCGGGGUCGAACCAGACCACUCGCCCUCGAAGCCGUAUAAUUUGCAGGGCGACAAGACCGCGAAUCCACCAAGAGCAUUGUCCACGCGCAGUUCGGCGUUCUUUGGCAGCCCGACUUGCCACCUCUUCCGCACCACGAGUCCAUAUCGCAAGGUCUUGCAAGAGAAGGUCAGAUCCGAGUCACAGGCUCCAGCUCCAGAUCAGUUACUAUCACCAUCGGUUUCAAUGCUAAACCUCGACCUUAUACCCACAAGGCGUCGCCCGAGUCUCUCUAAGGAAGAUCCCCGACUUGCUUACUCUGAAAGUAUAUACUCUGACGACCUUCUCUCCCCACGGGCAUUACCACAAAGUUUCGGGGAACAAUCAGAACCCAGAGUGCCACCCCGACACCCCAACCACAUAGUGGCCGGUUCUGAUUAUCGACAGAUACCCUCUAUGUCCAACGACUCGGAGCCUGUUGCAAAGGAUCACAGUCCUAAUGCUACGCCUGCGAUGAACACACACCAAAUACGCUACUUACCAAGUGGCCAUUAUACUUAUACACCGACAAUGCCACGGAGCCGAACGGUCUCAAACGCAAGUUCUGUGGAGUGGAAGACUUGGCUCUCUGCCAAUGCGGCGCAUGCCGACGCCAAGUUGGCCAAUACUGAGAACCAGCACCUGACGGAAGUUCGUUACGCAAAAACAAGUAUGCCUAGAAGCUUGGGUCAUGUGCGUGAGCGCGCAGAGAUUGAGGACCCUGAAUCUCCAAAUCUGUACAGAGCUAUGGGCACAGGAAAGGCCAAACUGCAAACGCCGCUGAGAGUGACGAGCCACAACCCACGUCAAGUGUCGUCUGCCAGCCGCGUUGAGCAUGGCAUAGACGAUUCAAAGUUCUCCACACCUUUGAGAGACGAGAACACGAUCCCUGAGACGAACGGACGCGUGGCUAGGCGUCUUCGUGGCAUCUACAACCCUCCACCAAUUCCGCCCAGAAGCUCUUUGAGGACGACUCCUUCGAUGCCGGUUUUGCAGUCUCGUCUUUCUCAUAGUAACCUACCCGUCAAAGCCGUGGAUCGACAAGCUUCCAAGGUUCGCAGCAUGGACGCCAUCCCAAAGGCCGCAAGUUUCGAGCCCCCCUUCCAGCCCAAGGCACGAUCUCCGGUCAAAUUAGUCAGACGCGCCGGACUACAAAAAGGACUUCAACCGUCUGCUUCCAGCCCAAGGUUGACGAUCGAGAAACAAUUUGGUCCCAUGCUGGCCAGCCAUGAUCGCGGGUCUCCCAGGGAGAGGCGGGGAUCCGUUCGCCGGCUACUAGACUCCAGCGACUCGCAUGAUGGUGAGAAAUCCGAUACCGCGAGCCUUGACUGGAAGGCCGAAGCAGCUGGCAGCCAUCACUUGGUGGAGAAUUUUCUCAGCAGUAGGCGUCGGCCAUCAGUCCAUGGGGCGUUCGUAUGA